Molecule: messenger RNA, 672 nt
Organism: Spodoptera littoralis (African cotton leafworm)
Lineage: Eukaryota; Metazoa; Arthropoda; Insecta; Lepidoptera; Noctuidae
Source: the annotation of a GenBank genome assembly
AUGGGAGAUAAAUCUAAAACUAAGGAUAAAAAAAAGGAUAAAGAUAAAGGCAAAGACGAAGAACCAAAAUGUGAUCCACGCAAUUACUCUAGAUAUUACGAUACGCCUGAUGGGUGCGACGUGGAAACGAAGAUCAUGGUUGCCAGUCGUUACGGCAUCGUCGCUGGUCUCAUCGCCGGCACUUACGACGUUCUCAUGUUUUCUCAUGUCGUUGGUUUGUCUCCCAUAAUGAAGCGGUAUGCUCGCCAUGCCGUCCCUCUUGGCCUCAUGGGAGCUACUUUCGCUGUGGUCGCCAAUGGUAUGCUGCAUGCGAGGGACGCUGAUGACCCGCUUAAUUAUUUUGUUGGAGGUGCAGCCUGUGGACCUCUGGUUGCCUGGUACUUUCGCUCUUACCACGGUUUGGUUCCUGGAGCGCUGGCCCUCGGCAUGGCAGCGGUCGUGAAGAAGGAGGCCGUCGAUAGAGACUUCACUUUAAACCGCGCGUUACCCAACCACAUGAACCUGGUCAACAGCUGGCGACACGACUGGACGAUUAUCCCAGAUCCCCGUGAUGAAAUGCGACACACUUGCGACGACGACUUUGACCUUGAUUGUGAUGAUGAUGACGAUGAAGGAGCAGGAGCAAAGAACAAGAAAAAGAAGAAGAAGAAGAAGAAAAAGAAGAAGAAAUAG